Gaeumannomyces tritici R3-111a-1 is the source of this 459-nucleotide messenger RNA. RefSeq lists its product as hypothetical. The coding region runs from base 166 to 459 and encodes 97 amino acids. The transcript is spliced from 2 exons. NCBI's taxonomy places the organism in Eukaryota, Fungi, Ascomycota, Sordariomycetes, Magnaporthales, Magnaporthaceae. The record is from RefSeq and is a predicted model, not a curated record.
CAGCGAGCCGGCAGUGUUCUUUAGGGGCGCACCCGGCAGUCUAUCUUGAUUCUGGAAGCAUUCCGCGACGGCAUCCACCCACACCACCAGCUAAGGGGGAGGCAGUGCGUGGGGGGGGAAAGGAGCGGGGGAACAGAUUAGGACCCAAUUGCAAUACAAAGCCUCAUGCGAGAGGAAAAAGAAAGGAAAGGUUCGCGAUACAACACUGGUGGCGUCGUCUCGGAAGGGCGGCCAGUGCAACACGAUGAAAUCAAGAGCCCGCCCCUCCUGCGCGCGCUGGAACCGGGUUUCCCACGCGCUAGGCCAGUUGCAGUAGGCGCCGGGUGGGCUGUCCACGCGUCUCAAGUGGACCUGGCUGGGGGAGCAACGGCAGACGAGUCGUGCGAGGUGCAGGUGCGCGGGUUGCAGCUUCGCAACUGCACACCGCAUCUGGGCAAGAUGGAGAAACAUCUCAAGUAG